Messenger RNA from Arabis nemorensis, 216 nucleotides. The record is from the annotation of a GenBank genome assembly. Lineage: Eukaryota; Viridiplantae; Streptophyta; Magnoliopsida; Brassicales; Brassicaceae.
AUGUCGCCUGAAGUUUUUUCGCCAUUGCCUAACCGUAUGUUUGCUGCCAGACACGAGCCGGUUGGGAUUCGAGUGACCGCGUAUCACCCAACUAAUGGGAUUCGUGUUAUCCUUAAUGCUUUGGAGGAAGACGAAGUGGAGUAUCUCCGGAACACGAGUUUCGGCAAAUUCCUUACCAUAGUCGAGAAGCCGUCUUUUUUAUGGGAGAUUCGGUAG